UUUGUUAAGAAGGCUUCUGCAGCGAUUCAUUCACAAUGUACAUGUACGCAGUAUUUCGCGCGUGCGCUUGAUUCACUGAUUAAUCGUUUUGGAGUGAAACACGUGCACAGGUAGAUAGCAGAUCAAGAAAUGCUAACAAUGUAAUUAAUAACGAUGAUGACGAUUUUCUCAUUUCGCAAAUAAUUAGUCAGAACAUGUAAAGACCCACAGAGUUCAUAGCGCGGUAUGAUCCGCGCCCCUUCCUGCGGCUAAGUUCGUUGUAGGUAAACUCUGUUCUUUGCAUUGUACGUUUCUGUUUGUUGAUCAUGUCUGCUUAUUCUGUUUUGUGUUUAUUUUUAUUUGGAUUUGUAGUUUUUCUUUUCAUAUCAGUUGACCAGGCUGAAGGCGGAGAAUGCUGCAAGGCUCAUUACGAUAAUGGAGGAUUGCGUCAUGAUACCACGUGGUGUAGCCACUAUUGUUGUCAUGAUCGACGGCGCAUGUACAGCCCUCUUUACUGCUGUAGUGAUUUCUUCAUGAGGGCCGACAGAUCUGACAGACUUGACUUCUGUAGCUCGUGGUUUACAGCUUCCGCCAAUCUGUGGGCGCCUGUGUUGAUAGCCAUAGUGAUAAUCGCCAUUCUUAUUGGUUGUGGAAUAUGUUGCUGUUGCAUUCCAGGAUUCUGUUUCUGUUGCUGACAUUCCAGAGGAACAAAAAAAAAACUGAAAAUAAUAAUUCCUCAAAAAGAUUAAUCCUAAUCUCUAGAUUAGUGAGAUUACACAUUGUAAUGGUUGCAUAACUGUUUUCAAAGAGGUCUGUAACUGUGUGCAACAUACAUCUGGUAUGAUAAUAUGAAAAAAAGAAGGCAUUAGUUGGUCACACUGUUAAGGUAAAAUUUAUCAUCUGGAAUUAAUAGAGCUUUUACGUAGACUGUACAUGUACAUAUACUCUGUAUAGAUUAAAAUAUUUCUUCCAAAUGAAGGAAAUUAUUGAUGUUCACUGCUAUCAUUUUAAUCGAAUUUGUUUCAUAAAUACAUCAUUGUAAAAUUUGAUUUUUAAGUGUGUCUUGAAGUAUCAGGGUAGAUUUUAAUGUUUUUGAAGAUAUA
This is a messenger RNA of Saccostrea echinata, 1082 nucleotides long. RefSeq lists its product as uncharacterized. The transcript has 3 exons. Bases 306 to 674 code for a protein of 122 amino acids. The record is from RefSeq and is a predicted model, not a curated record. NCBI's taxonomy places the organism in Eukaryota, Metazoa, Mollusca, Bivalvia, Ostreida, Ostreidae.